AUGGCGAUGGCUCUCCCGACCUCCGAGGGUGGCUCUCGACGCCGGUCAUCGCGUGAUGCAUCUGUGGUGGCCGGUGAGGGGUGCUCUUCUGUUCUGGCCGCCCGUCUUCCGGUUUUUCUGACCAACCGCCCGCCCACGAACCCGAUGCAGAUGACGCCGCCAGAGAGGAAACCGAUGCCGCAAGAGAUGGAACGCGAUGCAUAUACACAUUGUCGAUGCAAGAUGGUGGAUGCUGCAAGCAAGAUGGUGGUGGAUCCAUGGUGGUUGAUGGUGAUGCUGCAAGCAAGAUGUGCCGGAAAAGACAUGCGGGCGACACCCAUCGGCGGCGCGCAGGGCACCCAGCAACUCGCCAUCGCCCACCGUGGGCCUUGGUCCAACACCCUCGACCGACCACCGGGCGCGUCUCCCGGAAAAGACACCCGCUCGACCACGCCGUCGCCUCGCGCUACGCCCGCCCACCGACGCCCAUCGACUCGCACCGCCGCCUUUUCCUCGCCAAACUCGAACAAAGUUUGCAUUUUCCGGAAAAAUCACCCGCUCGACGCCAAACCUGCACCCAGCAGCCAACGUGGCGGCCCCGUCAACUUCCCGGCUCCGGGGCAAACGCCGCAAACUCCACAGAUGGGCCGGCGCCAAUACCAUCCGCGUGUAAAGGUAUAUAGAACGGCAUGUCGAGCUGGUGAUACUCCCAAAGCAUCUCUACCUGGCGACACUCAGGCAGCAUCUCUUCUACCUGAUGAUACUCCCAAAGCAUCUCUUCUACCUGACGACACUCGGGCACCAGCUCCUCCACCAGAUGUGACUCCUGGAAGAGCUCCUCCACCAGAUGCGACUCCUGGAAGAGCUCGUCCACCUGAUGCGACUCCCACGGCAGCUCCUCCACCUGACGAUAUCCGUUCAGCAGCUCCUCCACCCGAUGCGAGUCCCACGGCAGCUCCAGAUGUGAACCUGAAGGUCGCAAAAAUGUCAUGGGUUGGGGAGCCGUCUCGGGUGGAAGAUUCUGGGCUGCUCGGCGCGCCCGUGCUUUACGGCAGUGGUACCUUUGGUGCCGGUCUCUCGUCGCGGCCCGACUGA
Cladophialophora immunda is the source of this 1074-nucleotide messenger RNA. RefSeq lists its product as uncharacterized. The record is from RefSeq and is a predicted model, not a curated record. The transcript has a single exon. Bases 1 to 1074 code for a protein of 357 amino acids. NCBI's taxonomy places the organism in Eukaryota, Fungi, Ascomycota, Eurotiomycetes, Chaetothyriales, Herpotrichiellaceae.